AUGCGCAUGCCAGGUUCCCGCGCUAUGGUCCACCAGGCCACCACCCCCGCCGCUCCCACUGACGCACUCUCCAGACGUCUCUCAACUUCCCUUCGCUCAUUCAACGUCCACGCCCGUGCCUGCUCCGCUUGCAUCGACCCAUACGCCGUCCACAAGUCACCCAGCCGCCAGCUCUGCGAUGUCGGCCACCAGCUUGCUACUGAGAUUGCCGUCAACCUCUACGACAAGGCGCGCUCCACUUCCGGCGGUGUCAUCGAGGUGUCUUUCCCCGAGGGCUGGGAGUCAGUGGACGGCCUCAUCCGCGCAAUCACCCACAAAUUGCAGGGAGCCCCGUCUAACUAUGUCGACGUCAAUGUCUACGACGCGUUGAGGACCAGAGAGAGGGUCCAGUACAUUCCAGCUGCUAUUCCCACUUCACCUGCACCAGUCAACAGGGGCUCGGCAUACGCGCGUGAUGUCUCUCACAGGAGCGGAAGCGGGCGAAGGGCCAGCAUGGACCCCAGGAGGACUUCGUCUUUUAGCUUGGUUGAGGCUACUCCCGUUACUUCCUCAAGGAGGUCGCCUUCCCCAAGGAGGGUUGAGGGUGCUGAGCAGCAGUUGAGCUCCAGCCCAAGGGGGGUUGAGGGUGCUGAGCAGCAGUUGAGCUCCAGCCCAAGGAGCAGCGGGAGGAGCGUCGCCUUCAACCCCCAGGUCCAGACUAGAUACUUCUAG
This is a messenger RNA of Morchella importuna, 711 nucleotides long. RefSeq lists its product as uncharacterized. The transcript has a single exon. The coding region runs from base 1 to 711 and encodes 236 amino acids. The record is from RefSeq and is a predicted model, not a curated record. Lineage: Eukaryota; Fungi; Ascomycota; Pezizomycetes; Pezizales; Morchellaceae.